AUGUCUUUAAUACCAUUCAAUUUUGAUCCUGACAUUGAAGGUAUAGACCGCUACUUACAAGAAGAUGAUGACGAUCCAGCUGUCAAUUAUGAAGGUAGAUUAAAUAAUUCCAAUUGGUGUUCUUGUGGAUACUGUAAAGGAAUGCUUAGUGACAUCGAUUGUUUAUGCUGCAAUGAGUUACCAAAUUUAGAAAAAAUACGACAAGAAGAAGGGAAAUGUAUUACUUUACAUCGAUCAUUUUCGAAACUAAUAUUGGAUAAAGAAAUACUAAAUAUUACUAGACACAAUUUAAUACUAAAAACUAAAAACAGAAUUAAUAAAAAAAAAUUGGGUCAACAUCAUCCAGAAAAUAAAACGUGGAGAUUUAUUUGUUAUAAACAGUAUACGUCUUGGGUCAAUUCUUGGUUUGCAAUGGGAAAAGGAAACCGAGUGGUUUUGCCUGCAUGUGUUGUACAGAAAAUAAGAGAAGAAUAUCCAGAACCAAAUGGAAUAUACGUAGGAUUCAAAAAUUCAAAAAAAUUACCGGCUUAA
Molecule: messenger RNA, 531 nt
Organism: Macrosiphum euphorbiae (potato aphid)
Lineage: Eukaryota; Metazoa; Arthropoda; Insecta; Hemiptera; Aphididae
Source: the annotation of a GenBank genome assembly